This is a messenger RNA of Adineta steineri, 846 nucleotides long. The record is from the annotation of a GenBank genome assembly. NCBI's taxonomy places the organism in Eukaryota, Metazoa, Rotifera, Eurotatoria, Adinetida, Adinetidae.
AUGCACCUGUUAGAUUUUUGUUAUUAUAUUGUUCUAGGCAAUGCUAGUUCGCCAUUAACAUCAAGCUCCACGGUAACCACUACCAUUACCAAAACAACAUCAACAACAUCAUCAUCAUCAUCAACAUCGUCAUCGUCAACAACAACAACAACAAAAACAACAUCAUCAUCAUCAACAACAUCGACAACAUCAUCGUCAACAACAUCAUCAACAUCGUCAUCAUCAACAACAUCAACAACAUCAUCAUCAUCAACAUCGUCAUCAUCAACAACAUCAACAACAUCAUCGUCAACAACAUCAUCAUCAUCAUCAACAUCAACAACAACAACAAAAACAACCUCAUCAACAUCAACAACAACAAAAACAACAUCAACAACAACAGCAAUGGCAACAGUUGCUCCACCGUGUCCUCCUCAAUCAGUUUCAAAUGGAACACUCUUAUAUCUUAUGAAUCCAACGUCAUCCAUUUAUCCAAAUUAUACUUGUUAUGCAUAUACAUGGACGGCUACAGCAUUAUCAGCAACACUAUCUUUCUUUUUUCGUCACGAUCCUGGUGCUUGGAUGCUUGAUGAUGUUAGUGUUUACUAUGGCAGUCUCACUGGAUGGAAUUAUACAGGCAACUGCGGCACCAACUAUGGACAGGCUACUUCGGGUAGCAGUUAUGCUAAAUCAGGUAGUUGGUAUUAUUAUGAUCCUUGUGCCAGUUAUAUGGGCGGUAAUGGCUGGGGCGAUACGAUAAGUCAAACAUUUUCUACAAUUGCCGGUGGUACAUAUACGAUUAGCUUUUGGUUAACAAAUUAUGAUUGCUGUAAUCACACUGAAAUCGCUAAUAUCACUCUUAUUUGA